AUGAAUUCAUCCGCGGGUCUCUGGAGAAUAUCUGGUUUCAUAUUGUCUAUCAACACUUGUGCAGCUCAAAGAAACGGAAAAAACGAAGAAGAAGAGAAACUGCGUCGAUUGGAAGAAAGAAUAUUUCGCCAUAUUCUCAAAGAGUAUCCAGAAUUCGCUACGCACCUUGGCAUCCAUGAUUAUGACGACGAACUGGAAUCGUUUUCUCUUGAAGCCUUUGAGCGUCGGAAGACUGACUAUGAAAGCAUUCUCCAUGAAAUUAAACGAAUCAACAUCAGUUUAUUAUCGACCGACGCCCGGCGGGAUUAUAAGAUCCUUUAUUCUUACGUGAAGACGUAUUUGGAUGGAUUCGCGUGGAUGAACUAUGGAGAUUUAAAUCCUUUAAAUUUUUUGGACAAAACUUCACGGGAUCAAACUUGGAUCUACACCGCCAAAUAUCGCAAUGAAGAAGACUAUGAAAUUUACUUCAAAAGAAUCGCCGGUAUUCCGAAAAAGGUUGAACAACAAAUUGAAUUAAUGAAAACGGCCAUCAGACUGAAUCGAACAAGUCACAUCGUCUCUGUGAGUCGCCUGCCGGAAGUGUUAUCGCCGUCGUCAGUCCAGGCCCCUUAUUACUACCCCAUGAGCCUCGAAGGCGUUGCAAAAUCAAUCCACAGAGAUAAGUGGAAAGAAAUACGUUACAGAAUACAAGAUGUCAUAUCGAAGCAGAUCUCUCCUUCAUUUAAAAAACUGAAAAGAUUUAUCGAAGAGGAGUACAUUCCAGCGACACGUCCUAAAGAAGGUCUUUAUUCUCUAGAAAAUGGCCUCAAUUAUUACGAGGCGUGUUUAAAGUGGUAUCUGGGUUACCAUAUGACUCCAACGGAAAUAUACAACUUAGGUAUCUCAGAGAUUAGGCGAAUUGAAAAACUCAUGAAACAGGUUAUGUUAAAAGUGAAUUUCCAUGGAACACCGAAGCAGUUUUUCCGCCAUUUGAAGAAUAUGCCAGGCUUUUACAAUAGCACAGUGUCUGAAUUCCUUGAUGGUUAUCAUGACAUAAUAAAGCGGCGAGUGAAUCCUGUACUUUUUAAGAUCUUUAAGGAAAUUCCCUUAAAAGAAGUCAGUGUUGUAGGAGUUUCAAACGAUGCACCGUGGGGAUCGUACGGCAAAAAUAAAUUCCUUGUCAACAUCAAAUGGCCGGAAGAAAGGUCCACUUUCACUAUGCUGCCUUUAACUCUACACGAAGCUAACCCCGGACAUCAUUUCCAGGUUUCCUAUAGCAAAGCUCAUUCCAUCCCAAGUUACCGGCGACAUUUUGUCUCUGGCAAAUAUUACUCUGUACCGCUGGCCCUGCCGACAUAUGCCACAUAUAUGGAGGGCUGGGCCACUUAUGCUGAGUACCUCGGGGAAGAAUUGAAUCUAUACAAAGAUCCUUACGAAUUAUUCGGGCGAUAUUGUCACGAAAUAUUUCGCGCGGUUCGAUUGGUUGUCGAUCCCGGAAUUCAUGCUUUUGGGUGGCCGCGGGAACGAGCUAUUGAUUUCAUAUUGAAUUACACCGAAUUUCCCAGGUCUCAGGUCGAAAUCGAGGUUGACCGAUAUAUCACGUGGCCCGGUCAAGCGUGUUCUUAUAAAUUGGGUGAAAUUAAAAUUAAAGAACUUCGAAGAAAAGCAGAAACCGAAUUAGGCAGCCUCUUCAACAUUAAAGAAUUCCAUCAUCAGGUUUUGAGGUACGGUCGUAUGUCCUUGGAUGUCUUAGAAGACGUAAUCUACGAAUGGAUCAACUCUGUGAAGCAAAUGGCAGACGACGCCCGGUCGUGUGCAGCAGCUGUUUCCUACCUCAACAACAGAAGAGCUCUCUCAUCGUUCAUGAUCAUUGUUAUCGUUUCACUUGCGACUCAUAUAAAAAAAUUACUGCUACUGAAUCCGCUUUGA
Messenger RNA from Acanthosepion pharaonis, 1908 nucleotides. Lineage: Eukaryota; Metazoa; Mollusca; Cephalopoda; Sepiida; Sepiidae. The record is from the annotation of a GenBank genome assembly.